UUCAUUCUCUUUUUUUUUUAUAUGCAAACAUACAAAUGCUCAUGCUGUAAUCAUUGUUUCAGGGAGUUGAACUUGCACUAGAACAAGUAUGGCCAAAAGCUGACAGGAGGUUCUGCUGUAGGCAUCUAAGUAGAAACUACAAGAAGCUAUUUCCAGGCCCUAUGAUGUAUGUUCUAUUCUGGAGAGCAUGCAAUGCUUCUUCAGCUUUCACAUUCAGGAAAGCUAUGGAGAAGUUGCAAAAAGCAGGAGGAGAUGAUGUCAUGACUUGGUUUGCAGAAUUGGGAGAGAAGUCUAAGUGGAGUAAGCAUGCAUUUGACCCAAAUGUUUGCAAUGACUCCAAUACAUCCAAUUUUGUAGAGAGCUUCAACUCUACUCUAGGGGUGAAUAGGUGUAGGCCUAUUUUGACUUUGCUAGAAGGAAUAAGGAGGGUAUGUAUGGUUAGAAUAGCAACAAGAAUGGAGAAUGCAAAGUCUUGGAAUGAUGAAGACAUAACUCCAAAAAUUGUGAAGCUAGUGAAAGAAAUAGGAAAAGCUAGCUCAAAAUGGAGAGUAUUCAAGUCCAGCCCAGGUGAAUAUGAAAUUCAUGAGGGAAGAUCACAAUUUCCUCUCAGCUUAAACAAGAAAGUUUGUUCUUGUGGGGCAUGGCAACUGACAGGUGUGCCUUGUAGGCAUGCCAUUAGGGCUUGCAUUGAUGCCAAGUUGGACCCACAUGACUUUGUCAGUUCCUGGUACUCUGUGAAGACUUAUAAGCAAGCUUACAGUGUCUGUAUCAACCCAAUUCCUGACACAGAGCAAUGGCCUGCAGAUGAGUCAGGUAGAAUCAUCAUGCCUCCUAAGAUGAAGAGGGGAAUUGGAAGACCAAGCAGGAACAGAAAGAGGGAAGAAGGUGAGGAGCAACCUGGAAAAAGGUCAAAAACAGUGAAAUGCAGCAAAUGUGGUUGCUUUGGGCAUAAUAAGACAACCUGCAAGGGAGGCUUAACAGGAAAAGAGUUGAAGACAAAUGAGCCUGUUGUCAUCAAGAACCCUAGGGUCAGAGACCAAAGUAAUGCAGCAAAGGCAGCUAAGCAAUCUGAAGCACUUGGAUCUCAGUCUGCAGCAACUCAACCUUCAGCAUCUCAAGCAGCAACUUCAACCAAAAAAACUAAGGGAAAGAAGGGCAGACCCUCAGCUGAGCAACAAACAGUGCUGACAGCGUCACAGUUGCCUAGCCAACCAAUCCAGAUGUCUCAAGGAAACUCUCAAAGCUAG
Molecule: messenger RNA, 1247 nt
Organism: Chenopodium quinoa (quinoa)
Lineage: Eukaryota; Viridiplantae; Streptophyta; Magnoliopsida; Caryophyllales; Amaranthaceae
Exons: 2
Coding region: 162-1247 (361 amino acids)
Molecular function (GO): zinc ion binding
Source: RefSeq, a predicted model, not a curated record